CGGAUAAGCAAACUAUCCUUUCCAUAUUCAUCUUUCCUUUUCAAAAAUCUCUCUCCCAUCUCUGUUGUCUCUCUUAACAUAAUACCUAGAGAUCCUUACUUUGUAAACAUAUAUUGCAAGAAUUAGGUACGUGUGGUGUAGGAUCUUUUCUGAAGUUAGGGUAAACAUGGUGAAAUCUGAGAAGAAGAAGAAACAAAACAACAAUGGUAAUAUGGGCGUGUUAGGAGUCGGGGUGAAGAAAGGGCCAUGGACGCCGGAAGAAGACCGAAAGCUCCUGUCUUACAUUCAACAAUAUGGUCAUGGAAGCUGGCGCUCAUUGCCCGCUAAAGCCGGGCUUAAGAGAUGUGGAAAGAGUUGUCGGUUAAGAUGGACGAAUUACCUGAGGCCAGAUAUCAAGAGAGGAAAGUUUAGUUUGGAAGAAGAAAGGACCAUCAUUCAACUUCAUGCUCUACUUGGCAAUAGAUGGUCAACUAUUGCUGCUCACUUGCCAAGAAGGACCGAUAACGAGAUCAAGAACCAUUGGAACUCACACAUCAAGAAGAGGAUGACUAAAAUGGGUAUUGAUCCAAUGACUCACAAGCCAAAGAAUGGCAGUCAACACUUGAGCUCCAACUUGAACCACAUGGCUCAAUGGGAGGCUGCUCGGCUAGAGGCAGAAGCUAGGCUGGUUCAAAAGCCCAAGAACCAUCAAACCCAACCACCUUGCGGCCUUGUUUCAUCUUCUAUCCAAGACCAUCAGAAAACACCUACAAAAGUUCCACCAUCAUAUCCACCAUGCCUUGAUGUCCUUAAAGUAUGGCAAGGAAACUUAUGGUCGAAUUAUGCUAUCAACAAUGAGAGUCUCCAGUCACUCAUCUCGAACUCAAAUGCUUCGGUUGCAACACCCGCCAUGCCGGUAUUGAGCCACGUCUACAACAUCAACGGUUCAUGUGAUCAAGGUCCUACCACUAAACACAAUGAUGCAACCGAAAUAAAAAUGGAUCCUUUUGAGGAUUUCACAUAUGUUGAUGAUGCAAACUUUGUCAAUGAUGAUCCCUUGAGGUCCCCUGAUUUCUGGGAAGAAUUUGUUGAUCUUCUGGAUGGUGGUUGGAAAAACAUAACCAAUAACUUCUCCAUGAUCACUUCACCACCAGCUUCUCCUGUGUGCUAAUAAAUUGUCUUGAUAACCAAGAAUGGUAAUAAAUGAUAGAAAUUGAGUUCUAAUUGUAGCUUCAUUAAUGUGUUAGGAGAAAUUAUGUAAAACUAGCAUGGCUAGGACUUCAGUGUAGACCAAUAACAAUAAUCAUGACUUUGUUUGAUUAAA
Molecule: messenger RNA, 1303 nt
Organism: Helianthus annuus (common sunflower)
Lineage: Eukaryota; Viridiplantae; Streptophyta; Magnoliopsida; Asterales; Asteraceae
Product: transcription factor MYB16
Exons: 3
Coding region: 167-1150 (327 amino acids)
Source: RefSeq, a predicted model, not a curated record